Molecule: messenger RNA, 6708 nt
Organism: Plasmopara halstedii
Lineage: Eukaryota; Oomycota; Peronosporomycetes; Peronosporales; Peronosporaceae
Product: Cytosine deaminase FCY1 and related enzymes
Exons: 11
Coding region: 1-6708 (2235 amino acids)
Biological process (GO): proteasome assembly; tRNA wobble adenosine to inosine editing
Cellular component (GO): cytoplasm; nucleus
Molecular function (GO): molecular adaptor activity; zinc ion binding; tRNA-specific adenosine deaminase activity
Source: RefSeq, a predicted model, not a curated record
AUGGUCGUGGAUAAGCAUGAGCGCUUUAUGCGAGAAGCUCUUCUUGAAGGCGAGAAAGCUCUAACCCGAGCAGAGGUACCGGUCGGUUGCGUGUUCGUCUACAAGGGCGAGAUUAUCGCUCGUGCAUCAAAUCGCGUCAACGAGCUCUACAAUGUGAAGACGCUCAUUAUUCGCCACCGUGCCACCAUGCACGCCGAGAUCGUGGCAAUUGAUUCAAUCGCAGCCAAAUACAGCGAUCAAGCAAGUGAAGUACUAGCUGAUUGCACGUUGUACGUGACGUGUGAGCCAUGUAUAAUGUGUGCAGGAGCGCUCGCGCUUAUUUCUAUAAAACAUGUGUACUUUGGAUGCCAUAACGACCGAUUUGGAGGUUGUGGCUCCGUGCUCAACCUACACAAGCGCAGCGCAUUACCAGAAAGCAAAUGUCACCGCGGCUUUCCAUGCGUAUCAGGCAUCCUCAAAGACGAAGCGAUCUCACUACUUCGAAAUUUUUACAACAGCGAAAAUCCACGAGUGGAAAGCUCUAAGAAGAAGAGAAAGAAGCGUUUACAUGAAGACGAAGAGAUUGCAUCGGGUUGCUUGCGUGCAACCAAUGUGCGACCCGUUCUGGGUUUGCACAUACAAGUUGCUGAAGAAUCGAAAAAGUCUAUUGCUCAUUUCCACGUGCUGAGAGCACAAAUUGCAAUAACCAACUUGCAGAAAGAUGUGGAUGCGUUAGACCGCGUGCUGUUCCGCCUAGCCAGCGCAGAUGACGAGCGCAUGCAUCAGGUUCUACAAUUACUUCUUCCUCAGUUACUUUUGCUCUUUCCACGCUCCGUUGUGACGCCAUCAGAACUGCAGCUAAGGGAUAAGAUUCUUCAAGUAAUUUCACACAUUAAAAAGCGACUCCAGGCGCUGGCUCAUCCUGUGUUACCACUAGAUGCCCUUUGCAAUUUGCUACAGCAAGAUGAGCUUUCCGUCUUCUCGUAUAACUUUACUCUACUUUUUAUAGAGAUUGGAUUUGAGGUUGCAUCGACGGAAGAGCAGACAAAAGUCUUGGCAGCAGUUGUCAAGAAGAUUUCAAGUGUCUCGAAUAGUAAUCAGGAGGCAGUUUUUAGAAUGCUGAUACGCGCGCUACCUAUAAAUCCUUCUAAUCUUUUUCUAAGGCAAAAGAAAGAAGCUAGAAGUGAAAAUGGGUUGGGAGAGGAUGUAACAUCGCUGACUAACAAUACGGUGGAGCAAUUGUACGAGAAUGAUUCAAACGUCCACGUGGUGCUUGACUUUUUGAUGGAUUUGGUACUGUAUGAGCCACCGUCGUCCGCCACUGUAGGUUCUGUGCCUUAUGGGUUGAUGCCAUUGCGGCUGGAGCGACUGCAAAGAGUCAAAGUGACGGAACUUUGUCGCGAGAUUCUUUACGAACGCCAACUGUGUGCAUUGAAGUUUGUAAAACAAAUUGCUGUUUCCACAAAGCUCAAACUUCCUAUCUAUCUUGCUGGUUGUGCUUCAUUUAAUCAUGCGGUAAAAGUAUAUAGUGAGGAGCAGUCGUCGCGUGUGACGAAGUAUGAAAAACAGUAUUUGGAGGACGAAGCUUUAAUGCGCCGAUUGAUGACAUUAGUGCUUGGAAGUCAAGUGGCCAUGGAUUCUAAUGCAUUUGAAUGUCGUGAUUCAAUCCUGAUAGCUGAACGAACACGCUUCGCCGAUGCGAGCAUACUGCAGACGCUGCCACUUCUAUCACUUUCUGUAGCAGCAACAAACGUUGUACCUACAAUAUUGCAAUUGUUGUGCCAUUUAAUGCUCGGAACUGAACCGUCAAGACCGCCAAAUGUGGCAAGCAAGAUAAAGUUGGCAAGCGUACAUUUAUGUCAGUGGACUGUACAAAAAUGUCAACAACCGGUGGUAGAAAAUCUGCUCGGCCCUAUCAUGUUGCCAACCUUUUUACGAUUAUUGCUUGAUCCGCAUAUCGAGAGUGAAGCAUCAAGUAUCAUUUUCCUAAACGAAUUUCGUCAGGGUAUUUAUGAAACGUUGUCAGGAUUAGCAAUUCGUACGCCGACAUUAGUCGCAGCGUCAGAGCAGGCUUUUCAAGUGUUGCUUGUGCGCUGCCUUGCGGAAGAAGAGCAUCGCACUGGUGCUGGUGCUAAUGCUUUAAAGACGUUCACCACUUUUGCAUGUACGUAUGCGACAGCUGCCACGCCGAAAGUGCGAGACAAAGUUCAACACGAGCUUACUGCAUUGCUAAACGGCUCAAAACUUUUUGAUAGUAGUCAUAAUUAUAUACGUGUACGAGCUGCUAUCGCUGCUUGGUGUGCUGAGCUGUUAACGGCCUCAUCAACUGGGGAUGUAUCAUUGCGGUUUGCUGUGUUACGGCUAAGAAAAGAUUGUGAUGACGACACGCGGAGUUUGCUUGAUAAGGCCCUUUUUGCAAAUCCGUUGCCAUCUGUAGGUGCAGUGGCGAGGUAUCUUAAAGACUCGUUUCCUAUUAAGGAUUUGAAGGUGAACAUGAGAGAUGCGGGGGCUGCUGAAUGUUGUGUGCAGUUUUGCCUUAAGAUUUUAAAAGCUUCCAUAACGGGCGACAGCAGCCAAGUAGAUGCUGACGAUCACAGAUGCGUCCUGGAAUAUAUGCUACAAACACUUUUGGGGCCAACAGAGUCGAGCAACAUGCCAAGAACACAUAUAUCAGUCUACAAAUCGACAGCAAUUGCACUGGUGGAAGUGUGCGAGCUUGACGCUCUAAGCGUGGGUAACAUUUUGGCUGAUCAAGUGAAAGACAUUUAUAAUCUUGCUGCUGUAAGCCAAGAUCGCGCGUAUUUGUUAAAUAUUUCGACCAUUGUCAGGUAUUCAUGCAGUGCCGGGGCGUUCACGGUCAGCCAACUGGUUAAAGAAAUUGUUAAAACUGGCAUCGAACAGCUUGAUGCAGACACUUGUUCUGACAAUCAGUUUUUGGGGGCACUAUAUAUUCUAGGAAGUGCUAUAGGCUACCUCGGCGAGAACUCCCCACUACAGGAUGCGCUGAUGAAUGAAGAAUCGCAAUUGCUUCUGUCUUGCUAUGAGAAGAUGUCACAAAUUCUGGAAUUGAAGGUCCAGGAAGGGUCGAAAUUUGCAUCUUACCCUAAGAGUGAGCAUGCUCAGAAUGACCUCGUGGAACUGCUUCGUAGUAUCCUGGAUGGCAUUGGUCUCAGCGGGAACCUGAUAGGUCUUAUGCAGAAUUUGGAUGCCAGUAAGUGGAGCUUCUUGAAGAUCAAAGUGCUUGACAGUAUGAGGCGUGUAGUUGAGUGGAAGCUUCGAUCUGCCCAUAUCGAUGACCAGCUGCGCUCAAAGCUGUCAGCUUUAAAGCAAGUAGCAAUCGAGAAUCUUGGCCGAAUCGCAUCGGGUUUACCAAGCAUCAACACCUCCUCGAAGGACCAUGUUGGCCAUGAAGAAAUUUUAAACGCCCUGAUUAGUUUGAAGGAUGAAACGAAUCCCGAGCUACACAUCCAUGUAGGCGAAUGUCUUGUUUCGCUCGGGAAUCAUGGUGUUGAAAAGUUUGCUGCUAAUCGCAAUACCCAAGUCGAUUUUUUUGCAGAAAAUCGUGCUCUUGUUAUCGUUGAGCGCAUUUUGGUCGAAUGUGCUGGCUCCCGACAGCUUAAAGUUCGUCGUAGCGCAACAAUAUGGCUUCUAUGUAUGUGUGCGGCAGGUCUGGGUUCACCCUCCGGAAUUGUGCCCACCACGUCGUGGGAAUACGUCUUUGGCCUUUCUGCCUACUCUCAUGUAAUGUUGAAGGCACACGAUUUUUUUGUGACAAUGCUUAAUGAUGCAAAUGCAGUCUCAAAUGAAAGUGCGAUUAAAGGACUUGCUUAUUUGCGGCUGCGUGCACCGACUAACGACAUGGGUACGCAGUUUAGCGACAAUUUAUUUCGCAGACUACGAUGCUUUCGAGCUUUUGGAUCUUCUGCUGAUGUAACUGAUGAUAAUGAAAACGGACGGUCUCUUGGGCGACGAGAUGGUUCUGCCGCUUCUACUAUUGGAUCUGAAGCAAAUUCGGAUCCCGAUGUUGAAAAUGCUGCGUACCGCGAGGUUAGCAAUAUAGCCGCGGAUGUUGGUGACGCACAACUUGUGUACGAGCUGUUAUACAUAAGCACGAAAAACCCAAUAUGGGAAAUCAAUGCCUCAUCAUCUACUUCUUUCAAGCUGAUCCAGACGAACAACUUCUCGUUUGCAGUGACUGACAAGAAUUUUUGCGCUUUUAUUGUUGCCAGAGCUCGCAGUCAAUGGACGACCAAAGAUGAUCUCUGCAAGACAAAACUAAUACCUUGGUUGUUCCUGCUGAAAUUUCAUUCUAACAGUAAAGUAGCUGAAAUCAUGGGCACUUUGUGGAAUUUUGCAAAAGAGAAACUUGCCUCGGCAUCUGAUGGCGAAGACACGAUGCUUCGACAGAAUUGGGCUCCUAUUUUUAAAUUUUCAUUAACUCGACUGGAGAACGCUCGGAAUGCUAAAUACCGGGAAGCUGCAUGCCUUGCUCUUGUAAAUUUACUCAAUGGUGCUGAGGCAUACAAAUUACAAGAUGAAUUUUCACGAAUCUGGAAAACGGCAUCACGUGCGGUAGACGAUGUCAUGGAAUCAGUCGCGCUUUCGGGCAUGAAGCUUUAUCGUACCUUAGGCGAGGUAAGCUUGCGCGUGGCCGCAAGCGAUGCACAGUGUCGCUCACAACUCUUGGAUUUUCUGGUCAAUAAUGGAAUUGUAAGCAAGAAUACUGUUUGUCGGGCACUGAGUAUUGACAUCUUGUUACGUCUUGUCAAGAUCCUUAAGACCGAUGAUAUGCAAGAACAUUUGGCGCCACUGUUAUUGAAGUUGCUUGAGUUCUUGUCCUCGUUGGAAAUGCCAGAGCUACAGUACGCGCAAUUCCACGUGGAGAAGAAGGAUCAAUUGGAGCGUUUGCGUGUUUCAAUCAGCCAGGCGGGACCUGUUGGUCAACUGCUAGAAUUGACAACCAAUCGCUUAAAGGAGCUUGCUCAAACAUCAGCGUGUAAAACGACGGUCUCUGAGCUCAUUCACGGUGUGAUAAACCUCCUCAAAUUCGGUGUUGGACUAAAUACUCGAGUUGGAAGUGCCAACUUUGUCGUUACACUUGCAAAUGAGCUUUCACAUGAACUACGCAAGUGCAACGGCGCCGAGUUGUUGCUGCGUCGUGUAUUUAUUCCAUAUGUUGGUGCGAAGACUGCAGCCGAAAAUGAUCAAUACGGAGACGAAGAGAGUCGCUACGGUGGCGGAAUCGUUAGCACUUCAACUGAACAGAAUGACGCGCAUUUGACAGCGACAUCAGUAUUGUCGGAUGGAUUAGUCAUUCAAAGCUAUUGUCGAGCUGCUGCAUACUUAUGUCCUUUGGUGGAUGCUACCACAAUACAUGAUUAUGUUCAUUCUGGUAUCUUCGCUUUUAAUACGUCAAGUCAAAUUGCUGAAAGCCUAAGUCACGAAAGAUUAGUGAUCGGCAGCGAGAAUGCUAAAAAAGUCAAGUCAAAGUCUAAUCAAGUUUACACCAGUCGAUAUUUGUUAAUUUGUGCACUCGCAACAAACCAGCUAGUACAGAAGGUUCCGCCGAUUUCUGAUGCAGCAACAGUGGUGUCUGACGAUUUGCGUAACAAGUGGUACUGCACUCAUGUGUUCCCCGCUGCUUACAUAGGUCAGUUUGCUGCUACAGAUGCUCUCAAAAUAUCGUGGACAGUAGUACUGGAUGAAUUACCGCCUACUAUACUAUAUGCCUCGGACUCCUUAAAUGCUCUUCUUCGAGCAAUCGCUCUGCUGCUGGCACAUCCGGCUUGGGAUACGCGUCGACAAGCAGCUCACGCUUUGCAAGCGCUUUUCGCAAGUUCCGCGUACCGUUUACGUCUAUCAAUGGAUCAAGUUGAGCAAAUCUGGCAAAAUCUGAUUGACUCCGUGCCGGGUCGUCUUUGGAGAGGUAAGGGCGUCGUCUUGGAGUCAAUUGUUUCCUUGGCGGCUCUUAAAAUGAUUAAUAGCAGCAAAGGCGAAAAUACUGAAGAUUGGAUAGUGACGCUGUCGCUACUCUUUAUAGAUGAGUGUGUUCGUGCAUGGAAAAAUCAAGAUUUGGCUUAUCUUGAAAAAGCGAUCGAGAAUCUGGGAAAGUUUACCGCGUUGCUACCAGCUGAGUUUAAUAAUUUACGCGAAUCCAAUGUACGAUCAUUGAGAAGUGCGUUUGCCAACUGGAUUACUACAGACACGACCGAUGUCAAUGUCUCUAGCAAGCAAUUGCUGCCCCCGUUACUAAUUAAGAGCUUUUUUGAAGCCCUGGCUCUCAUGUGGCCAAAAUCAGCUCCACAAUAUAUCACGGAUAUUGAAGGCACGCAAAGCUGUGCGGAGACCAUAUUGUGGCUGUGUGCUAGUGUCGAGUCCCCCCAUUUUGCUGCCUGGAGUGUCCGCAAAGCCAUUUUUCGAGCAUUAGCUGCGCUUACGGAGCGAGUGCGAGCUGAAGAGCUUCAUAAGGGCGAAAGUGUGCUAGAGCGUGUAAUUGAUAGCUGCUGUGGAUCGUUUGGUGUGGCAGAUGGCAAAUACUCAAUGGUGCGUGUGGCUGCAGCUGAAGCUCUCGCAGCGUUACUCAGACGAUCACAAGAUGACUUGGACAUGGCGUUGAGGUUAGUAGUUCAGAGAGAACGCGUAAUAGCAGCUGUGCAGACACUGCUGCAAAGUGAAGAAGCAUCGGAGCAAAAGGCAGCCUUUACUUUGAAGUCACUGGAGACGAUAUGA